CUCACCGCUGCGUCCGGCCCUGCAGGUCUCCGGAGCCGGCCAGGAUGGCGCAGUGGAACCAGCUGCAGCAGCUCGACACGCGCUACUUGGAGCAGCUCCACCAGCUCUACAGCGACAGCUUCCCCAUGGAGCUCCGGCAGUUCCUGGCUCCGUGGAUUGAGAGCCAGGACUGGGCCUACGCCGCCAGCAAGGAGUCGCACGCCACGCUGGUGUUCCACAACCUGCUGGGGGAGAUCGACCAGCAGUACAGCCGCUUCCUGCAGGAGUCCAACGUCCUCUACCAGCACAACCUGCGGCGCAUCAAGCAGUUCCUGCAGAGCAGAUACCUGGAGAAGCCGAUGGAAAUAGCCCGCAUUGUGGCUCGCUGCCUGUGGGAAGAGUCCCGGCUCCUUCAGACAGCGGCAACCGCAGCCCAACAAGGGGGACAGGCAACACACCCGACAGCAGCUGUCGUGACAGAAAAGCAGCAAAUGCUGGAGCAGCAUCUGCAGGACGUGAGGAAGAGGGUACAGGAUCUGGAGCAGAAGAUGAAAGUGGUGGAGAAUCUCCAAGAUGAUUUUGAUUUCAACUACAAGACUUUGAAAAGCCAAGGAGACAUGCAGGAUCUGAAUGGAAAUAACCAGUCAGUGACCCGGCAGAAAAUGCAGCAGCUGGAGCAGAUGCUCACGGCGCUGGACCAAAUGCGGAGGGGUAUCGUGAGCGAGCUGGCUGGGCUCUUGUCAGCCAUGGAGUAUGUGCAGAAGAUGCUUGCGGAUGAGGAGCUAGCAGACUGGAAAAGGCGGCAGCAAAUCGCCUGCAUUGGUGGCCCCCCCAAUAUCUGUCUCGACCGACUGGAGAACUGGAUAACCUCUCUUGCGGAAUCACAACUACAGACCCGGCAGCAGAUCAAGAAGCUGGAAGAGCUGCAGCAGAAAGUGUCCUACAAGGGUGACCCCAUUGUCCAGCACCGGCCCAUGCUGGAGGAGCGGAUUGUAGAGCUCUUCAGGAACCUGAUGAAAAGCGCUUUCGUCGUGGAGAGGCAGCCCUGCAUGCCCAUGCACCCCGACCGGCCCCUGGUCAUCAAAACGGGCGUGCAGUUCACCACCAAAGUCAGGUUGCUGGUCAAGUUCCCAGAGCUGAACUAUCAGCUGAAAAUUAAAGUCUGCAUUGACAAGGACUCCGGGGAUGUUGCAGCCCUGCGGGGGUCACGGAAGUUUAACAUUCUGGGGACAAAUACCAAGGUGAUGAACAUGGAGGAGUCCAACAACGGCAGCCUCUCUGCAGAGUUCAAGCACCUGACGCUGCGGGAGCAGCGAUGUGGCAAUGGAGGGAGAGCCAACUGCGACGCCUCGCUGAUCGUCACCGAGGAGCUGCACCUCAUCACCUUUGAGACAGAGGUCUAUCACCAGGGGCUGAAGAUCGACCUGGAGACCCACUCGCUGCCCGUUGUGGUCAUCUCGAACAUCUGCCAGAUGCCCAAUGCCUGGGCCUCCAUCCUGUGGUACAACAUGCUGACCAACAACCCCAAGAACGUGAACUUCUUCACGAAGCCGCCCAUCGGCACCUGGGACCAGGUGGCGGAGGUGCUGAGCUGGCAGUUCUCUUCCACCACCAAGCGCGGUCUCAGCAUCGAGCAGCUGACAACACUGGCAGAAAAACUUCUAGGGCCAGGUGUGAAUUACUCCGGCUGUCAAAUCACCUGGGCCAAGUUCUGCAAGGAGAACAUGGCUGGCAAAGGCUUCUCUUUCUGGGUCUGGCUGGACAACAUCAUCGACUUAGUGAAGAAAUACAUCCUGGCGCUGUGGAAUGAAGGGUGGCCAGGAACCUUCCUGCUGCGGUUCACCGAGAGCAGCAAGGAAGGGGGCAUCACCUUCACCUGGGUGGAGAAGGAUAUCAGUGGGAAGACCCAGAUCCAGUCCGUGGAGCCUUACACCAAGCAGCAGCUGAACAGCAUGUCCUUUGCGGAGAUCAUCAUGGGCUACAAAAUCAUGGAUGCCACCAACAUCCUGGUGUCCCCCCUGGUGUAUCUGUACCCGGACAUCCCGAAGGAGGAGGCCUUUGGGAAGUACUGCCGCCCUGAGAGCCAGGAGCACUCUGAAGCCACAGACUCAGGUGCUGCUCCGUACCUGAAGACCAAGUUCAUCUGCGUCACCCCCACCUCCUUCAGCAACACCAUCGACCUGCCCAUGUCCCCGCGCACCCUGGACUCGCUCAUGCAGUCCGGCAUCAGCAGCGAGGGAGCAGAGGCCAAUGCGGGCCAGUUUGAGUCGCUGACCUUCGACAUGGAGCUGACCCCCGAGUGUGCGUCGUCGCCCAUGUGAUGGCUCCAGCGCUGCUCCCGGGGCCUCCCG
This is a messenger RNA of Tinamus guttatus (white-throated tinamou), 2330 nucleotides long. Lineage: Eukaryota; Metazoa; Chordata; Aves; Tinamiformes; Tinamidae. The record is from RefSeq and is a predicted model, not a curated record.